CGCGAGCCGUUUGUGCGAGCAAGGAGGCUGAAUGAUUACCCGCGAAGCCCUCGCUAUGAGGCCGAUCGGGGUAGAGGCGACUCCCGCAGCCGAUGCGAGACAAAUCAGGGCCGACGAGAUGGAUAUAGGGACGACAGAUACGAGAGAUCGGACCGAGAUGGAUAUAGGGACGACAAACACGAGAGGCCGGGUCGAGAUGGCUACAGAGGAAGUAGAUAUGAAAGAGGAGAUUGGGACUGGGAACGAUAAGAUGGGUCGCGUGGACGGUUUGAGCGCGGGGGAGAUGCGAGAGAGCAGCGCGACGAGUCGCGGGGGUGGUACAAUCAAGGGGACCGACGCGAUGAGUCACGAUGACGAUAUGACUCGGGGGACCGCCGGAAUGAUUCGCGAGGGCGGUAUGAGCAAGGAGGGUCUGGAGGAGACCGGCGCAACGAUCCGCGCGGUCGGAAUGAGAGAAGGGGAUAUGGCGGCAUCUACUCCCAAGAACUCAUGCGUCUACUGUAGAGGAGAAGAUCAUAUCAAGAGGGAUUGCCCGGACCUCAAACGGGCAAUAGAUGAGGGACUUGUCGUGCUUGACGACCGCAAGUACGUCAAGUGGGCAGAUGAUCUGGGAGAUAUAUCGAUGUUCCCUUCGAUGAAGGAGAAUGUCGAAGCACGGAGAAUAAAGACGAGUAAAGGAAUGGAGCCAGUCAGGAGCCAGAGCAUCAAGAUAACCUUUGAGGGGGAUAUCGCGACCACACCCAUAAGGGUGGCAGCCACCAAUUCAGCAAGAGGGUCUACAUCGAAAAAGAUUGACACGGAUUACGUGAUGGCGGAGAAGGACGGACAGCGGGUCGAUGUAGAGGAGGUUAUCCUUUCGCCGCUAAAGCGGGGAGUGAAGAAGUUCUUAAUGAAGAGUUCGCUGGACGAGAUUGACACGGUCGAGCCACUGAGGCGGGCCCUUCGGCAACCCAUGCAGUGCUCUAUUCUGGAGUACCUAGCGACAUCGAAGCCGGCUCGUGAUGGAUUCCAGAUGAUCACGCGGAAGACUCGCAUACCUCUAUCAGAGGAGGGUCAGGGGGCCCCUAAGGUGGAAGCUUCUACAGUAGCAGUAACGGGGGUGACUGCCAGAGCGGAUCGCAUGGCGACAGUCCUUCUCGAUGGAAUGGAAGGUGUGCCUCCAGACAAGUUCUAUAUACUUGGUAGCAGAGCCGUGGAGACGAUUAUAAACGAUGGAGCGGUACUCGAUGCUGUAAUCGAUAACGGCAGUGAGGCUGUCAUCGUAGACGAGGACCUGGCAGUACAGGUUGGACUGGGCCUCGAUAGGUCAUACCUAUUCGAGAUAGAGACGGCUGAUGGGAGAAAGCAACAGAUCACUGGGGUUUGUCACAAGGCAGCCAUAGAGGUCCAAGGGGUACGAGUGACCCUGCCUGUUUUUGCGAUCAAGAACUGCAGCUCCGACCUGCUCUUGGGUCGAACGUGGCUGAGCCACGUGCAUGCGGUGACGAUAGAGCGACCUGAUGGGAGCCAAAUAUUGUCCAUUAGGAAGCCACACGGGACGCGGGUAAUGAUUGAGACAGUGGAGCCUCGGGACCCGAGGAACAGAGCAGCUCUCGCUGUGGGUGCAAGACCCAGUGAUCAGAUUAAGUCGUUACCUAUCUCCGGCCGCGCGGUGCAAUUUCGCGAGAAGAGAUAUGGACCACUGCUCACAGAGGAAGAAGGACGGAUCGUGGAGUUGGAAGAUUUAGGGAGUCGGCUAAUAGUGGACGGCAACUCGUACCCAAAGGAAAAAGAUGAGGAAUUUGGCGGUGUGGUAUCCGAGCGCGGACGUGUGAUAGAAAUUCUGAAGACAUGUGAUAAGGCAAUAACUUUCAGCGACGCGGAGUGCGGUAGGGUUGACCCUCGAUACGCUAAGCCAGCGAGGAUUUACGCGAUUCCACAUGUUCCUUGGAAUGACGCAAGAUGGAAAUACGCCCAGAAGGAGAAGGAAGAAGUUAUCGCCUUCCUGAAAGAAAAGAUGGUUUCCCAUGUAGCGGAGCCGUCUGAUAGCGCAUAUGCUAAUCGGUGGUUCUUCCUACGAAAGCCGAAUGGCAAGAUCCGAUGGAUCCAAGACCUUCAGAAGGUCAACGCGGUGACGAUACGAGACGUGGGCUCCGUGCCGCACGUCGAUUUACUAGCAGAAGGCGCCGCAGGCAGGUCAAUUUAUUCGGUCUGUGACCUGUUCUCAGGUUAUGAUGAGGUACCGCUUGAUCCUAGGGACAGGCACCUCACGGCUAUGCAUACGUCAUUGGGACUGAUACAGAUGAUAGUUGUUCGGGUAGCUGUUUUUCAAAGAGCCAUGGUAGUCAUCCUCAAGGACUUCAUCCCUGAUAAGGUUGAGGUUUUUCUGGAUGACUUUCCUAUAAAAAGGUCAGUAGACAAGGAUGAUACAGAGGUUGUACCAGAAGUUAGAAGAUUCGUCGAGCAGCACCUAACAGAUAUUUGCGCGGUACUUGAGCAGCUGGACGAUGCGAAUUUGACGGUCAGCGGAACAAAGAACCGAUGGGUCGUCUCGACUAUUAAAAUCUUGGGCUUUAUCUGGGACUCGAGAGGACGCCGAGCAGAUCCGGCGAAGUUAGACAAACUCCUGGACUGGCCGUCACCGUUACAUAGUCCAACCGAGGUCCGACAGUUUUUGGGGGUGGUCGGAUACUGGCGUAUAUUCAUACGAGGGUAUGCGGAGAAGGCUGAGCCAUUGAGGUUACUCCUUCGAAAGACUGAGAAAUUAUGUUGGGGUUCCUCGCAGGAAACGGCUAUGCAAGACCUUAAAGACGAAUUUAAGGAGGGAGGACGCGUACUGGGCGUGCCAUUCUUUGACGAUGAGACCGAGAGAUCUUUCAUAGUGUCCACGGAUGCGGGACCAUGUUCGGUUGGUGGGUUGUUGUCUCAGAAGGACGCUGGAAGGAAGGAAAGACCGUUAAGAUUUGAGAGUAGAACAUUUAAUACGGUUGAGCGUAACUACAGUCAAUUCAAGAAGGAAGUGUUAGCUGUUCUCCGGUGUUUAGACACGUUCAGACACUAUAUCUAUGGGCGACGGUUCAUCUUGAGAGUAGACCCCACCGCGGUUGCCUCUGUCCUCCAGAAGGACUUUAGUCUGACGGACCCGACCAUCGCCCGAUGGUUAAUACGGAUUCGGCUAUACGAUUACACGGUUGAGAGGAUAUCUGGUACUAAAAAGGCCGUGGCAGAUGAACUUUCACGCAUCCCUCUCGAGCGUCCGAUAGUAGCUGGGGCCCUGACAAUGGCAGAGCCGAGACGCGCCGAGAGAUUUCUAGUUAAUCUUUACGAGGGCAAGUACCGAAUGAUCGGACUACAACUGACGGGAGAGGAGAGUCAAGAUUCAGAUAUCUGGAGGCAAGCAGCCCAGUACUGCCUUAGAGCGGGCCACCUUUUCCGAAGGCCAGUAGGUUCGGGAAUGCCCUUAUGAGUAGUCUGUGAUCCUGAGGAGAGACAGACGAUAGUUGCGGAGCUUCACGACGGG
Molecule: messenger RNA, 3499 nt
Organism: Chara braunii
Lineage: Eukaryota; Viridiplantae; Streptophyta; Charophyceae; Charales; Characeae
Source: the annotation of a GenBank genome assembly